ACAAACACCACUUCACCAUCUUCAUGCCUCCUUCAACCACACCCUUCCUCAUCUUCAUCCUAUCCACUCGUCUCAGUGCCAUAUAAUCGAAAAUUUGGGGUUUCUGGGAUGCUGGGACUUCCCUUCAAUCGGAGGAGGAGGGUUCCUUUCUUGACCAUGUGCAUGGAUUGAUAAAAAGCACUUCGGGAAUCUCUACCUAUUGAAAGGAAUUACUCUCCAGCGAUUUGUUGGAGAUACUUUUGGAGAACUUUGAUGCGUGCAGUCAAUCAAGAUGCUGAAGAAGCAACUGUUGAAACUGAUAGUCCAAUCCGAAAAACAGAUUCUUACCAAGAUGGAAGAAGAACUACUUCCACGGUGUGGGACCCAAGUAUUGAAGCCUGGUCUCAAUUCGCGAUUAGAGUCUCUGGUGAGUGGGAUGGAUUUGGAGCAGACUUCAGUAAUGAAGGAAAGGCAAUUGAACUACCCGAGUCCGUGGUGCCUGAAACAUACCGGGAGUGGGAAGUUCAAGUAUUCGAUUGGCAGACUCAGUGCCCCACUCUUGCUGAACCAAAUGAACGUGUUCUUCAAUAUAAAUCCAUUCAGUUACUUCCAACUGUGGGAUGCGAGGCUGAUGCUGCUACGCAGUACAGCGUGGAUGAGAGGAAAGUGGGAGAAGGAAAUAGUGGACUUACUGCCUUUGCUUACCAAUCCAGUGGUUCUUAUGUUGCUGUCUGGCAAAAGAAAGAUAACUUACUAGAGUUUGAGUGCUGCAUGGUCAAUCCUCAAGAUUGUGAAUCUCGGGUUAGAGUUAUACAGUUUAUCCAUGUAUUAAAUAACACAGAGAUGGUGCUACAGGGUAUUAGAGUAUUUCGUGAGCGAUGGUAUGGGCCAUUCAGAAAUGGUGAUCAACUAGGAGGUUGUGCUAUGCGUGAUUCUGCCUUUGCUGCUACCGCACCCAUGAUUGCUUCCGAUGUUGCUGGUAUCUGGAAGGGAUCUACUGCUGUCGCCAGUGUUAGCACUUCAAAUACUGGGAUCUUUCAGGAGCUUUUUGAUGAGAAAGUACAGGACUCUGUCAGAGAUGGAGACAGCAACAUAUUACUUCCUAAGCAGCUGUGGUGUUCACUUAAACAAAGCAAGGAAGGUGAAACACUGAGCGAAGUGGGAUGGCUUUUAGAUCAUGGACAGGCAAUCACAUCAAGUUGCUUAUUCUCAAAGACUGCAAAACCACAGGAAAUAUCAAUAGCAUUAGAAACUAGAGCUUUGGAAUAUGCAUAGCCGGCUAUAUUGGCAACCCAUUCUGAUCCAAAUUUCUCUCCAUCCUAAAAGACAGUACUAUCCAAGGUGAUUUAUUCAAAUAUGAAUAGUUAUAAUUAAGAGAGAAAGAUAGAAAGAAAAAGGGAAGAAGAGAGAGGUGUAUAAGAUUUUACUUAUAAACUAAAAGCUUUCCGUAUAUAUAAUUUAUAUUUCAUGGCAAA
Vigna angularis (adzuki bean) is the source of this 1454-nucleotide messenger RNA. RefSeq lists its product as uncharacterized. Bases 253 to 1254 code for a protein of 333 amino acids. The record is from RefSeq and is a predicted model, not a curated record. The transcript is spliced from 7 exons. NCBI's taxonomy places the organism in Eukaryota, Viridiplantae, Streptophyta, Magnoliopsida, Fabales, Fabaceae.